GCCUAUAAAAUUGUAGCAUGCGUAAUAGAAUCCAGAUCAACUAUAACAGGUUAUAAAUUGUAAACGCACUUUAAUAUAAACCUACAUUUUACACUUAGGAUGAUUGAUAUCUGUUAACGACCUUUGUAGUUUUAUUUACGGACUUAUCAUAUUUAAAAUCAGGUAUAUGGAUUCUUUGGAUAUUAUUACAAAUGUUUUGUACGAGUUGGAUCAUAGCAAUUGAAUUUUGCUUAAGCAAUUAUCAGUAAAAAAAUUGAAACUCAAGCUGUGAUCAGUACUCUUUACUAUUUAAUAUCAACCUAUAUAAGUGACAUGAUUUUCAUUUUUUUAAUUAUGUUAUUUGAAAACAACUAUUUUUAAGGGAAUUUUUAUGCAGUUAUUGAUCCAAUUAAAAAACUUGUUAUCAAAUUUGAAUAUUAAAACUGGGCAAAUUCUAUUGAAUAUACUCUAGAUACAAAUGAAAUAUCCUGUAUAUACGAUCGAAAUUAUAAACCGGCUAUGAUUGUUUUAUCAGUAUCCUAAAGUUAACUAAAAGAAGAUUUAUAUGACAACAAUGACACUAAUGACAGUGCAAAUGUGUAUAAGGGGUUCGAAGGUUAGGUAUAGUACUUUUAAAUGAUAUUAUUUUAUUCGUUAGUCGUAACGGUAUAAAUUUUCGUGACAACGUUGUUCCAACCUUCCAUAGAAAGUAUUUUGUUUUACCAUUCCAAUCCUUAUUAUCAAAAAUGAACCCCGAAGAUUACGAAACGCUUCCUACCGACAAUGUAACAGCCCAUAUGAUUGCUGGAGCAAUUGCGGGUGUCAUGGAACAUUGUGUUAUGUACCCCCUCGAUUCGGUUAAGACGAGAAUGCAGUCUUUGGCUGCAACAGGAACUGAAGGUAUCGGAGAAACAUUAUUAAGAAUGGUCAGACAUGAGGGUCUUCUUAGACCUGUUCGAGGUAUGUCUGCAAUGGUUGUAGGAGCUGGUCCUUCACAUGCUCUAUAUUUUAGCAGUUAUGAAUUUUUGAAGAAUUAUUUUUCGAAACACUUUAAUUCAUUUCGAUAUGAUACGUUGAUUUAUGGAUCAUCUGGAUGCAUAGCAACAUUAAUACAUGAUGGUUUUAUGAAUCCCGCUGAAGUUGUGAAACAAAGAAUGCAAAUGACAAAUUCUCCUUAUACAUCAGCGCUAAGGUGUGCUGUAAAUACAUACAAAACAGAAGGUAUUAGAGCAUUUUAUAGAUCUUACACAACACAGUUAACAAUGAAUAUCCCUUUCCAAAGUAUUCAUUUUGUGGUAUAUGAAAUGUCACAAAAAGUUAUAAACAAAUCCAAAGUUUAUAAUCCAACAGCACAUAUGGUAAGUGGAGCAUUAGCUGGAGGAGUAGCUGCAGCUAUAACCACACCUUUGGAUGUGUGUAAAACUGUAUUAAACACACAACAAACCCCGGUCGGUAGUGGGAUGGUUGAAGCUAUUAAAACUGUGUAUCGAUUAAAAGGAUUAUCUGGAUUUUUCAGAGGUGUCCACGCAAGAGUAAUGUACCAGAUGCCAGCCACCGCUAUAUGCUGGUCAACAUAUGAAUUUUUCAAGUAUUCACUGAAAAAUUCUUCCGAUGUAAGAUUAGUGCCAGGAAGUACAAAUACUAAGGUAUCAUCAAAACCAAUAGACAUGGAAAUCAAACUAAAUAGUGACAAUGUUCGGAUAGACUCAAAUAAUGAAAAGUAUAAUUUAAAAGCUAGAGAACUACCCGCCAUGUCUGGAGCUGGAUUAUACAGUUCAAUUUCUUUUAAUACUAUGCAUGAAGCUGAUUACAGGCAGAAAGAUUCAUUUUUAGAUAUUGCUCAUACGUAGUAUAGAAAGUUGCUCCGACAUUUAUAUUGAUACAAUGUAUUAUUAUUAUUUUAUUUUACCAGUCAGAGUCGUUUUCUAAUUUCACAGAUAUUUAACAAUAAGCAAAUUUUUUUCAGAUUUGAGUUGAAGUAAAAGUAUUAAUAGAAACGAAAUCAGUGUCAUAUACACAAGCAGGCAAUUUAUUAGUGAUGGUGACUGAUGGUUUUUUAAGUCUAAACCCUUGCUGAAAUGGCCGAAAUUACAAAGGUGCAACUUAGGGGCUUAAGUGCAAUAAAAACCUUGAAAAUAAGUAUUUAUGUCAAUAAAUUAUAGAAUACAUUUAAAUGAUGUUUAUUUCAUUAACUAACUUGUUAGAUUGAGAAAAGAAUUAUUCUGUUUGAAACGGGUUUUAAGAAAUUUAUUGGUAAUGAGGAAUUUUGUUAACCUUGUAUGUUUCAAAGUAACUAUUCAAAAACUUUAUUGAAAAAUGUGUAAUUUAUUUUUUCUAAAUGCCGAAAAAAUUAGGCUACAACUCUAAAUCUAAAACUUCGAUAGUUUUUUAGAAACUAUGUAAAAUUUGGAUUUCCGUGUGGUUAUUAUUAGGAUUUUUUGGAAGAGUAUAAAGAAUUUGACAUUUGACUCCAUGACUCAGAUCAUCUACAAAUGUAAAACAAAUUUAAAUUAAAAUUAAAACAAAUUUAAAUCUAUCAAAGGCAAUGAAUGCAGCUUAUGCAUAAUUGUAAUACAGCAACAGUCGAGUAAUUAGAGCAACUAUGAGCAACUAUAGUAAAUGUUCAAACUGACUGCAUCUAGGUUAGGUUAGUAAAGGCAAUCUUGACCUAGAUUGAUCGUGGUUCACUCGGAGGCCUUCCAAACAUUAAUGGACCUCUUAAAAUUUCAGUAUGUGUGAACUUGAUUCUUAACAAUUCUUAUUAAAACCCUAUUGAUAAAUCAGACAACUCGGAUAAUCAAAAAUUUUCCUUUUUUCUAGUAACUACAAAAUAGUUAGAUAUAUAGUUGUAACCAUCAACUCCUUUAAAUAGUGUCACAGAUUUAUGAAGCUUAAGAUAAAUUAUAGUGUUUCUAGUUUUUUUCCAAAAAAUUAAUUGUAUUUUCGAAAAUUUUCAAUAUAACUAAAAACUGGAAUCUUUAAUAUGAUGAUAGGAACAAAGUUAUAUAGAAAUUUGUUGUCAAUUAACCUAACCAAAGACUACUGAAAACAUUUUAAUUCAAAUAUCUCGUUUACGAGUUCUAAAAAAAUAUUACCAGUAGUUUCUGAUUAUGUCGAUCAUUGUGAUAUACUUCGUGUGUGGUAAAAUUUAUUUGUGUCCAGGAUUAUCAAAAAAGUAUUGUCAAUAUAGAAAAAAAAAAGGUUUUGAAACAUUUUACAUACAAAAUUUUAUUAUACAACAAGGAAUUGUCGAAACCUUGUUUCUUAUUUGUUUAAAUUGUAUAUAAGAGUCAUUUAAUCAAAAUAUAAUAUUAAAGCAGUAUAUAGUAAGCGAACACUUCUGAAAGUACAUUUUUUGUAAACGGUCUUUAUGGUGUAAUCCCUACUGUUGAAUCACUGAAGUGUUCGGCUCUUUCAUUUAUUGCCAGUCACCUUCUCAAAUAAAUUGUCAAAUUAUUGUUAAAAGUUAUUAAUUAAUUUACUGCUGUUUAACUUUAUUCAUUUAUAUCAAACCUUGUUAUCAAUUAAAAAUGUAAAUUUAAAAUACUUUAUCCAUGCAAGGGAUGUUCGUAAAGUAGGUUUUAUAAUAAAACCAGCACAGGUACGGUAAAAUAAGCAAAAAUCUACCAUUCGCACGUGGUUCUCCAGACAUUUGUCAUAGAGUGGUACAAGUUUUCUCUAAACGCUUCGAAUAAUCUUGACACUUAUGCAUUGGACCACGGUUUUUUCGCUGUUACAUAUCUAACCAACAGGGAAUGGAUUCAGAUGCCGAUACAUAUGAAAGUGACUAGAAGCAUAGUCGAUAAAUUUCACUUGGUUUAGAUUCAAACAUGCGUUGUAAAGUACACACAACCAACAGCGAGAUUGAAAUGGCGUCAAGUUGUUUUUUGUAAUGACAGAACUUACUUUACAAAUAUACCUUUCUAAUUUCAUUUUUAUCACAUUUAAUUAAUUAAGAGAUAUAUUUGUGCAAAUUGAACAUUAAUGUUUUGUGUUUCAGUAUAAAGCUAUCCUAUUUCAGAAACUUUUGGGUUUAUUGUCAGUUUUAUAAUGCUUUUUUCAUUUCACUGGCAUUAGUGGUCUAUAAUUUCGAUGGUGAUCAAAAUUUAAACGAUAAAACUGGACAAUAAAAACCUACUUGUUAAGUACCAGUGACAAAGAUCUUUUAAACUUGCUUUGGGUCGGUAUUAUAAAAGUUUUGUUCCAACAGACGUUAUUCAACCGCACGUCGAAACUUCACGAAUGGUUAACAUCGGUUCGGUAUUUUAACGCAUUUGCAACCAUCCGUUGGCCAACCGGAGCUUUGUGCUGAAAAAUUUGCGUUGGCUGCACUUAGAGUUCAAUUGUAACCAUCAAAUCCGAGUGAACUGACGUUUGCUGGGGAGGGUGUGUCAGUCAAAGGUCGAAGUAUAAUUUUGUUUAAAAUUUCCACGUGUAGUUUCAAUAUUAUACAAAUUUGAAAAGAUUAAUUGCAAAGGAAAAAGAAAAACAGAAUAUCAGUUGAAUUAUCAUUACUAUUAUCUUUCCAAAUAAUAUAUAAGUAAAGCAAAGUAAACAAAAAUUGAGGUUAGAAAGUACCUUUCAACUCUCGGUUGACACUUCAAACUGAACCUUCGUUACGGUUGAAACAACCGACAGUCAACACCUUUGACCCCUGGCUAACGUUUAUAAUACGUAAAUUCGGCUUCAACAAACAAUUGAAUCUCAACUUAUGGUCAUCCGGACUUUAUAAUACCGAUCCUUAAUCAAAUUUGAAGCUUGCAUUUCAACUCUGUAAAAAUUUGCAUAUUAAUUAUGAGAAGUUUAUCGUAUUACAUGAGGCAUACAUUUUCAGAAAAUUUGGGAUUGAAAAUAUUUUGUGUAACAUAGGAAUAUCAAUUUAAAAUCUUUAACGCAGUUAGUGCAAGUUUCGUCACGAUACAUAACGAAGUGUGUCUAAAAGAUUUGCUGAAUGGUAGUAGAAAAGAAACAAAAUAAACAAUUAGAUUUAUUGGCCUUCAAAGUAAUCGGCAUUGUUCACAUCACACUUUUGGGAUACGCUCGUAAAACGUACCCUUAUUGAAACUUUCGGGCGAGCAAAAUCUACAAGAUGCCUGGUCAGGGGAGUACGGUGGAAAAUCGGGAACAGUUAAGCCAUGUUGAACCAAGAAAUUACGCACGCGGAUUACAGCCAGUUUAGCAAGACCCACAAGCCCGCCCUGCUCAACUAUAGCCGAAUAUGACUGAUGCUUCGUAGCGACCGUUAAAAAAUAUUCUCAUAGGAUAUGGCGUUCAUGGUUUGACUUACAACAAAUUUUUAGACGCACCUCGUAUAAUAAACCUCACUGUUCCACUGGAUUACAAUUAUUCCUAUUUUGCUGUUGUUUAGUUAUUAGCAUUUAAAUGGAACAGUAUGGAAACAAGUUCAGGAAAGACUAAGGUCGAAUCCACACAAUUAACAAUGUUCUGUAUGUGAAAGUAUCACUCAAAUGAGUUAAAUUUCAAAAAAUGGUAAUUGCUUGUGCCAUAUUUGUUUGAAAUUAUAAUAGACUCUAGAAUAAUUCCAUUUUGUUCUAAAUAACCUCAAAGAAAUAGAUCAAGAAAUAAUUCUAUCAUUAAAAUUAUUUUUCAACCUUAUUUUAUUAUGAACUGAUUCGCAGUCUUCCUUAAAUAUUAGAUUAAUCUGUAAAUCGUUUUUUUAACCAACUUCGUUUUGAUUUUGGAUCAUAAUUUCACAAAACUCAAUCCUUUUGAAAUUGUUCUCAGAUUAGUUCCUGGGUUGUUGGAAUUUUGAAGCAACGGUCACCAUUUUUUCAUCUUUGGUAUAAUAUCUUAGCAUAUGGUGUAGUAAAAGUUACAAAAUACAAAUCAUCACAGAUACACACCCAUUACACAAAUGUGAAGUUGGGCUCCAGUGGAAUUUAUAGUAAAUUUCUCUCGAAACACAUUGUAAUUAAUUUGGUAAAAUAUUUUAUAUUGAUAUUCCCAUAUUUUCCAAUGCUUUAUAGUUAAAUACGUUAAAUAGUUGAAUAUGAAAGUAAACUUUUACCAAUUAUACCAGUAAUUUGCAAAACUUUAUCAUUUGAUGAGUAGAGAAUUUUUUGAACACAUUUAUUUGAAUAUGUUCCAUAUUGUUAUUUUUUUUUGUUAUGUUUGCAUAUCGUUUAUAAAAUGUAGAAAAACAUUCUAAAUAAAGAAUUUUGUUUAUAAAACGGAAAACUACAUGCAAAUUCAAAAAUCAAAUCUUUAUUUUACUUUCAAUAGUAUCGUAAAAAAUAUAUAUUUUUAUACGACUAAAAUAUUCCACACAUUCAAUACCAGUUGGAAUAUUUAUUGUUACAACCCAAUCCACAUCACAAAACCAAAUUUCUUAUAAUUACAUAAGCAGUAAACAUUUAUUCCCAUAUAUGAAUGCUAGUUAUAAAGGGUGUUCAGAAAGUCUUCUGUCAAACGCAAACUACAUCUUUGAAAUAGACGCUGUUUUGUCAGUUUUUAAGCAUAAAUAAAAAUAUAUAUAUAUAUAUAUAUAUAUAUAUAUAUAUAUAUAUAUAUAUAUAUAUAUAUAUAUAUAUAUAUAUAUAUAUAUAUAUAUAUAAUUUAAGCUUGCAGUGAUAAUUAGUAAUACAAUCCCGCGUUUUUAUACCCGUCAGAAGCAUUAAACGUAAUAGGGAUAACGGAUAAAUUUUGUUUCAUCAAUUUUUUUACAGUAAAUUGAUGAACGGUUCCAUAUUUCCCCAGAACUUCUUCAUACUCUUCAUGCCUAAAAAUAGUGUCCUUUAUUUUUAAAUCUUUCUCAAUGAUUCCAAGUAUAUAUAGAAAAUAAAGCAUAAAGGGUAAACAACUUCCAGAGGAUCAUGGGUAGUUGAGUAACGAAAUUAGGCCGAUUUGGAUUUGGCGGAUUUUGGAACUAAAAAUGUCGUAACUGCCUUUCGACUUGGCGGAUAUUGCAACUAACCUCAACUCUGACCUCAAAAUACACUAGGAUGUGGCGGGAUUUGCUAGAAAAUAACAGUUAUACUGAACUCAGCAUGGAAAAAUCUAUAAGAAACAAUAUCAAACUCAACUUCGCAAUAAUAUGGACUUUUUAGUAUUUGAUUUUAGGCACCUCAAAUAUAAAGCAGAAGCUUGAUAGUAAACAAUUAUAUUACUACAGUCUUAUACAAUGUAAAGUUUGUAUCUAGCUGUUAUUAUGCCUCACAGAGUCAUCCUCAAAGGGUACUAGUAUUCCCUUUUUGAAAUGGACAUAAAAUCACUUCUAAUAGUUAACGUUUAGCAAUAGAGUUUCUGAACAACUUGUCUAGAUUUAUUCUCGAGCAUUAGAGAUAAAAAUAUUUAAAACAUUUAGUGAGAACUACCUACAGGCUGAUCUUAGAUUUAUAAAUGCUACACAAAAUUCACAUUUGAGUAAUUUUGUCUGUGAUUACAUCUAUUAUAACGACUGCUGAAUAUUUUUUUUGUUGGUGUUUAUAAACUGACUAGAGCUAUUCUGAUAUGUUCACUUUAAACAAAACUUUUUCUAAUAUGUUUUUAUUGAUCCGACAAAGUUUUCACAAAUGCAGCAUAUGGGAAUUUAACGAAAAUUUUCCAGUAUUUCUAGAUGUAAGAAAGAUAAUUUAGAACAGAGAAGAUGAUAGGACUGCAAUUAUUUUAAAAUCAUAUAUAUGUGGAUCGGUACAGAAAACAUUUACUAUUUUUAAAUAUUUAUCAUAAAAAGUGGUAAAUAGUACCUUUUUCAUAAUGGAGGACAUUAAGUAUUUCGAAUAAUAUUUUCAUUUCAUUAUUGCAUUGCAAAGUUACGACUCAAGUACUAAUGUAAUACAAUAAAAUUUCAAACCAACACGUUCCUCUGAUACUAAUUUGUUUUCAGUUUUUAUACCUAGAGUUGUUUAUAUUGAAUGUAUAUAGAUAGCGUUAGUUUUAUGAAAUGCAUUUUUAUAUUGUAUAAAUUUCAAUAAACAACGUUUCUAAUGUUGGAUAAUUAUAUAUAAAUAUAUUUGUACAUGUAUAUAUAAAAAGUUUUUCAGUGGAAAUAAUGAAAAUCAUCUAAUAGUAACUUGCUCUCAACAAUAUUUCCAACAAAUGAUAUUUAUAGUUAAUAAAUUAUAAAAAUUAUAAUUCGAUAGAUUAUGUGGUCAUAUACUUGCAAUAAUUGUCGAUCUUUUCUUAAUUCUACACAAUAGGCGUGAAACUACUCGAAUUCAAAAUAAUAGGAUUGCUUCGAUUCAUUCCCAUAUAAAAAUUAAACCAAUAGCACUAGUUAACAUGGUUUUUAUACCCUUGCAGAUAGUUAGUAUUGUUUAUUCAAAUGAAAGUUAGCCAGAAACAAUAAUAAAAAUGUCCUGUCACGUCUUGUUUCAGAAUGAAUAUGAAGUGUAGAUGUAAGGAGAAACAUUUCAAUGUAUUAAAAUUUUCUUAAUAAUAAAAAUUGACGUCUAUAAUUGAUCCCUGGGUUGUUCGAUAUAUUCGAAGAAACUAAAACUGUUUCAAGAUUUAGAGACAUUUGCUUGGAUAUUAAGUAAUAUAGUCUUUUAUUGACUUUCAUAAAUAAUUUUUCUACUGAUAAAGACAACAUAAUACUUUUCAUUUAAAUAACCAAAAGUUUUACUAGUUUACACCUUUUGAAUAUCCCGAAACAUGUUUAUAAAUGUGUCAACCUACUUUUCUUAAAUUUAAAAGUGUAAGUAGAAAUACUCCAUUACGUUAUAUGUUUUUCUUCAACGAAAUAUUUUUUUCAACUACCCUAUAUGGUGACUUGAGUCUAUUCGUCAAUUCUUACUCAACGUUCAAGUAGAAAGUGCAAAUAAAUCGUUUUUGUUAUAUUUUUGGAUAAUUUAUAUUUUCAAAGAAAAGACCUAUUGUUGAUCCUUUAAAAAGUGCAUAUUUUCAUUAUUUUGGAUAUUUUAUUGCAUAGAUGAAAAGUGGAUACCCAUGUGCUUGUGAAAUCCAUUUGUUUCACUAAUGAAGAGAAAUAACUAUUACAUUUGUUUGAUGAAAACUGUAAGAUAAAAUACAAAAAAUAAGUCAAGUAUUCUCUGUUAUUGAGUCAAUUUUCCAUCUAAAAGAUCUUCCAAAACCAGUAUGUACUGAUAAUUCCAGUCAGAAUAUAUUAGAAGAUGGCAUUGAGAAGUGAUUUCGAAGAUAAAUUAAAUUCAUAGUUAAAGAGUUUUUGAGAAAUAAAAAAAAUGAAAAUUAUAAAGAUGUUGUAUUGAAGAUUGGCUGACUUAUUGAAAAUUUGAAUUUUUUUCCUGAUUACUUCGUAUGUAUGUAAAUAUGAUUGAUGAACAUGUGGAUUGAUUUCAUCAAGAUUUAAAGAUUUUUUUCAUCAGGGAUUGUGGGACGAAAAUAUGUUAGGGGAUUACUAUUGGUAUACAAUAAAAGAAACUGGUCCAAAAGCUAAAAAGCAAACAGCAAAUUAUUGUUCGAAUUCUCACCAAAGUAGCGCUAUUGUAGUCAACGGAAAUUAUAUAAAUUUAGCAAAAAAUUAAUAUUUUAUUAACUAGUGUAUUUGAGAGUGAACUUUCGAUUCGAUCAAUCAAUGAUUGAUGUUUUUUUUUCAAUAUCAGAAGAUAUACUAUAAAAGGAUAUUAUAUUUUUUUCCUACAGAGAACUGUACUCAUUCAAAGGCAAUAGAAUUAAUGCCACUUCAUGUUAAAUGAUGUCUUCUAAUCUCUAUUGAGGUCGAGUCACAUCAACUCAUGUAUAUUUCGGUGAAUCGACACACAGUUUUUGAUUAUCGAAAAAUUAUGCUGGCCGUAAAAACUGAGGACAUCAAUAUUAACAAUAUCUUCAGUAUUUUCAUUUCUUCAUCAGUAUAUGUUUUCUUAUUUACUCACAUAACUCGAUAUCUUAUCUAUUCCAUAAUAAAUAAUUGCAUAAUCAUAAUUAAUAAAUGGAUAAUAUUUGUUCAGUUGUUAUACGUAAUAGGAACCCAAUUCACAGUUUAAAUUGUUUCCAUAUAUUUUCAUUUUGUUCUGUAUAUUAUUUCUACAUGUAUAUCGUAGAAAACAAAAAUAAUUGGUGGCUAAGUAGGUGAAGCCUACAGAUGUCUUUGGUUCGAUUUUCUAAUUUUCCGAAUAUUUACUAUGAAUCAUGUAGUUUGACUAAAAUAAUGAAUAUAUUUUUCGUACAAAGGAUAAAAAAAAUUUCCAAAUAAUUAUAUUUCAAUAUUCCUGUAAAGAGAUUCUUUAUUUGUUGCGGUAUAUGGAAUUAUCUUUUCAAUUUUUUUGCAGAGCGAGUACUGAUUAUAUAAUUAUAUUAUUUCUCACUGACCUGUACCUAUUUCUAUAAUUUUUUUAUACAGCAAUUCUACAAACAUUUAUCAUGCUUUUAAUAAGGAUUAAUACAGUUUUUAUCACAAACUUAAAGUACUAGUUGCAUAUUAUCGUUAAUGCAAUUUAGCAUGUUUUUAAAACUUUAACAAAUCUGUAAUUUGAGAUAAUUCUAAAUAGUUUGUUAAAAAAUUAGUUCAAUUAUUACUACUUGUGAUUAUGCUGGAAAAAUAAACUAUGAGCUUCAAAUCUAUUUUUCUAAAUUAGUAGUAAAUUCGAAGGAUUGGUGAUAUCACAUUGAUUGGUUUUUGGCUUACUUUUUCUGUUUAUAAAUGUUUCCAAAUUCCAAUUUAACAAAGUUAUUGAACCUAUAAACCUGAAUCAAAAGCGGCAGUAGAAAUAUAAUCAAUUUUCUUCGUAAUCGGAAGACGAAUUGAACAUAUUGUAGUAAUUUGUUUCAAGCACAUGACUAUUGUAGAACAAGCAAGACAACAGCAACAAAUCACAUUAAUAUAUUAAAUAUUUUAAUAUAAAACAAUGUUUUUCAAUAACAUUAAUUAUAUAUAAAUAAUAUUAAAUAUUCCAGCUAAAAUCGUUUUCAUUCAGUGACAUAUUUCAUUAUCUUGAUCAUAAUGUUUUUAUCUGAGGAAAUUAAUCGAGAAUAUAAUAUCUUAAUUAUUUGAGUAAUUGAAUGAUUUCACUUAUUUUUGAAAUGAUAGUUAUUUUGAUAAGAUUUUGUUAAGAGUCCAAUUCUAUAAUAAAAUUAUUGUCCUCAGACAAUUCAAUUACAUAAUGAUAUUUGAUAAUAUCGAUAAUUGAUUAUUUUUCUGCCAAAUGCACUAAUACGAUAAAUUAUAUGUAAAUAAUAAAAAGAAAAUGCAUAAUGAUACUCUUCAAAUUAAAAUGUUUUCGAUUGUGUGAAUUACAGUAGAACUUCAUUAUGUGGUUCGUAUUUGCAAAAUAACACAAACGUUUACGUUUGAAUUUUAGGUCCUACUAGCAAAUCUGGAUUGACAUUGAAGUUCUACGGUAAAAUAUGGUUCAUUACACGUCUAGAAAUGGAUUUUUCGGUGCUCACAUAACUUCUCGUGUGAAGCGCGCACGACAAAAUCCUUAUUUCCAGAUCUCUAAUGAAAUAUACUAUUUUGUUCAUAUUACAUAACUUUGGGAACUUACAUAAAUUUGCAUUUUCCCCAUAAAAUGGUCGGUUUUUUUGAAUGCAAAGAUGGUAUAACUUUUAUUUCGAUUUAUAUGACCAGAUUUCAAUAACAAAAAUUUUGUUAAUCCCAACAAGACAUUACAUAUUUGCUAUUUUUUCUUUGUUUAUGCAACUAAAUAUAAUUUCAUAUGUUAUUAUUAGAUAUUUUGAAAUUAGUAACGCUUGUAAAGCUGUGAUAAAGUCCUUAUCUACAUUUUAGUAUGAUAUUGACUUCGUUCAGAUGGAAGUACUAUCAUAUUGUUUUUGUUUUAUUGUUUUUAGAAAUUGAGAAUAUAGAUUAUAGGUAGUCUCCAGCUAUUGUAGUAAGAGACCUUGUCACUGUACAAAGGUAGAUUAUAUUAACAUCAUGUUGUUUAAAAAAAUGAAUAAAAUGUUCAAAAUUAUUAUUUUUUCAUUAAUAAUUUAUCCUAUAACAUGAAACCAUUGAGUUUCAUUAGAUGUAACAACGUUUACCAAUCUGUUUGAUUUUUUUUAAUAAACACUGUUGAAAAAAGUUCCAUUAUUCUAUUUCUAUUUUAUUUAAACGUUAAUCUUGUUCUUCAUCCUACGUUAGGACUGUGUUUGCAUUAAUGGUUGCCUAACUGCAGCUGGGAUGAUGAAGACCAGCUUUCAUACCAUCCUGUAGGUGGUCGGGAUGUAUUCGGUUUUUCUUCCUUUGCAAUCUUAGCCAACCUGUCAUCUGACAUUCUGUCCAUGUAGUCUCUCCAUUUCCUUAUUUUAUCAUUUCUCUCCAGGUAAAAUAAUCUCAGCGUUCGCAUUUAAGUAGUUCUUAAAAGCCGCUUAGUUAUGGUAUUCCCUGCUCUGGUCUCUAUCGCGUAUGUCAUUACUGGUCUCACACAGGUCUUAUAUAUUCUGACUUUGCUCCUGGUAGUCACUUUAAAUCAUUAACCCUCAUUUUGGUGU
Messenger RNA from Diorhabda sublineata, 12348 nucleotides. RefSeq names its product mitoferrin (gene mfrn). Gene Ontology annotation, cellular component: mitochondrial membrane. Gene Ontology annotation, molecular function: ferrous iron transmembrane transporter activity. The record is from RefSeq and is a predicted model, not a curated record. NCBI's taxonomy places the organism in Eukaryota, Metazoa, Arthropoda, Insecta, Coleoptera, Chrysomelidae. The transcript has 5 exons. Gene Ontology annotation, biological process: iron import into the mitochondrion. Bases 726 to 1829 code for a protein of 367 amino acids.